Messenger RNA from Megalobrama amblycephala (Wuchang bream), 5468 nucleotides. It is a transcript of the gene col16a1, whose product is annotated as collagen, type XVI, alpha 1. Lineage: Eukaryota; Metazoa; Chordata; Actinopteri; Cypriniformes; Xenocyprididae. The record is from RefSeq and is a predicted model, not a curated record.
AAUCAUCAAACAAAGCAGGACUUGUGGGAGCGGAAAGAAAAGCCUGCGGCGCGUUUCCACACACUUCAGCUGAUGAUGUCAUCGCGCGUAUCCUGGAGAUUCUCCCAUCAAGAAACGACAGAGAGGGGAAAGUUUAUUAAAACAACUGUGAGGGGAGGGGAGAAAAGAGUUGGAGAAGGAGAACUCCCAGGCAAAAACUUUAUCCACGCAGGAGAGGACUCUUGGAAGCUCUUUCAGCAAACUGGAUUACACUAAGAACAGUUUUCUGUGGAUUAAUGUGGCCAUAAUUCAUUGGAUUAACGAACGCAGAAGGAGCUGAAGGAGGGAGUCAUGAGGGUCAUCUGCUCCUCUCUGGUGCUUCUCACCAUCUGCUUGGGUCACGGGGGUCGACUGGCAUCAGCUGAAGGUGUCAGCUGCCCGUCCAUACAGGUAGAAGACUGGAAGUUUCCUCAAACUGCCAGACACAACAUUACAGGUUUCAAUCUGGCACACCGUUUCUCCCUGCUGAAGAACAGCGAGGUCAAGAAAAUCCGAAAUCCGAGAGGGCCUGUCAUCCUUCGGCUUGGGAAAGUCCAACUCAUCAAACCUACAGAUCAAGUGUUUCCUCAUGGACUUCCAGAGGAGUUCACCCUGGUCUUCACCAUGUUGCUGAAGAAGAAAUCUUUGAAUGAUAACAUUUACCUGUUCCAAAUCUCAGAUGAGCACGGAUAUCCUCAGUUCUCAGUAGACUGGAAUGGUCCAGAUGGCAACCUGGCCCUGCGGGCAAGAGGGUCUGACCCCGAAGGGUCCAUGGUGGGAUGCGUGUUCGGCGGUGAGGGUGUGGAAUCCCUGAAGGACAUGCGCUGGCAUAAGGUGGCUCUGAGCCUGCAGAGUAAUGCGGCCUCCUUGCACGUGGACUGCAGCUCCAUUGAGAACAAGCCUCUGGAGCUCCGUGGCCAAUUGCCCAUCAAUGGACACACGCUGUUGGGUAUGAGGGCUACUGAUGCUGCCCCUGUGGAGAUUGAUGUCCAGCAAGUGAUGGUGUAUUGUGACCCCACUCUGGCUAUCCAGGAGGCCUGCUGUGAGAUACCUGGAGCUCGGUGCCCACCAGAUGCUCCCAAGAGUCGAAGAGCUGCAGAGAACCAGGUGGAGUUUGUGCCCAGUCCCUUCUCUGAGGCAAUCCUCGGAUCCAAGGAACUGGCGGAAAAAUGUGCAGGCUGUGUACUGCUCAGUGAGGAAUCGAGUAGGGCUUAUACGGGUCAGUCAGGCUUCAAAGGAGAGAAGGGAGAGCGGGGUUUGGACUGUACUGGUGCUGGAGUUCCUGGACGAUGCUUAGAAGGUGCUAAAGGGGCGAAAGGAGAGAAGGGAGAGUCGGGUCUGGCUGCCAACUGGGGGGAAGCAAUAGGAGUAAAGGGGGACAAAGGGCAGAAAGGAGACAUCGGAGCCCCCGGAAGUCCAGGCAAAGAUGGUCGAGCUAAUCCUAUUUGUGUGGUGGGCCCUAAAGGACAAAAGGGUGUUCCUGGUUUAGUCGGUCCAGAAGGGCUUGCAGGGGAACCAGGCCGCCCAGGCCUUCCCGGACUGCCCGGGGUUGGGUUACCAGGACCACCGGGGCCCCCUGGUGGACCUCCAGGAUCUAAAGGGGAGAAAGGGAAUUCUGGAACACCUGGUGAAGAUGGAAAGCCUGGAGAACCUGGUCCGAGAGGUCCUUGGGGACCUAAAGGCGAGAAGGGAGAAUCGUGUGAGCCAUGUUCAGUGGUCUCUUCGGAGUCUGGCAACACUGUCCACAGAGCCAAGCAGGGGCCUAAAGGAGAACCAGGGGCCCCAGGCUUAGGAGAACGUGGCCCACCUGGCCCUGCAGGACUGGAUGGCAAAGCAGGAGAGAAGGGGGACCCAGGAGCUGAUGGGGCCAAAGGUGAAAAGGGUGAACCAUGUUCCGGCUGCCCUACCAAUGGAGAGAUUCCAGCAGGAAUUUUGAAUCUAAAGGGAGAGAAGGGAGAUGCAGGGCAGAAAGGAGAGCAGGGAGAACCAGGCCCAAGUGGCUUUGCCGGACUAAAAGGGGAAAAGGGGAAUGCGGGCAGCAGAGGAAAUGAGGGAAAAACGGGCAAACCUGGUCCAAGAGGGCCAAGUGGGAAAGAUGGAAAUAAAGGAGCCAAGGGUGAUUCUGGCCAGCCUGGUUUAGGGACUCCUGGUCUAAAAGGUGAAAAGGGAGACUCAUGUGGUGUGUGCCAAACCACUGUCUCUGAGGUGGGAAGUGGCCCAUCUACGAUAAAGGUCGCAGGGGAACAAGGCCCUCCAGGACCUCCAGGCCCACCAGGAGAAGGAGUUGAGGGCAAACAGGGGCCACCAGGUCUUCAAGGUUUCAAAGGAGAGAAAGGUGAUCAGGGUUUACAGGGAGACCCAGGUGUGUCUGGGACACCUGGAGCCCCAGGACUUCAAGGAGAGCCAGGCAGGAACGGCCUUAAUGGACUAAAAGGAGAAAAGGGAGAUGCAUGUGACAGCUGUCCAUCACUCCCUGAAGGAAAUGGCAAUUCUGGCUUACCAGGACCCAAGGGAGAGAGAGGAGAGCCAGGUUUGCCAGGCGAGGGCAGAGGAGGGAAACAGGGACGACCAGGCCCACCUGGUGUCCAGGGACCUCCAGGGCUCAAAGGAAGUCAGGGUGAUGCUGGGCCUGCAGGCAUUGGCCUUCCAGGACUGCAGGGUGAGCAGGGACCUAGAGGUUUUCCUGGAGUUGCUGGUCCAGAAGGACGUCAAGGACCCGCAGGGCCAAUUGGACCAGCAGGACAAAGGGGUUCAAAAGGAGAGAUGGGACCACCAGGGCCACAAGGACCAAUGGGAAUGGGACAAAUCGGACCUCCGGGUAGGGAUGGUACGACAGGAUCGCCUGGAAUACCAGGGCAGGAUGGGAGUCCUGGAGUCACUGGGCCUAAGGGUGACAAGGGUGAACCAGGAGAGUGCAACUGUUUGCAAUAUACGUCCCCUGGAACUGGCGGACCUGGGGUCCCAGGUGGUGAGAGCAGGUGGCAGCCCGGUCCACAGGGUCCUCCUGGACCACCAGGCCCUCCAGGUCCUCCAGGACCCCAGGGCUUCAUAGGAAUCCCAGGCCCACAGGGUAUCCCUGGCAACGAUGGCGUACCAGGGAAACCGGGUCCCCCCGGCCAAGCACCUCCUGUUCUUCUGCCUCAGGAUUCAGCUUCCACAGGCAAGGAGGGCUGUGGCGAAUGCUCCAAGGGCCUACCAGGUGUGCCCGGCAUGGUGGGCUCUAAGGGCGAGAAGGGAGAUCAGGGCAAGCCUGGCGCUGUGCCCUUAGAAGGAUGUGAACGGUGUUUUCAGUCGGUGCAGAGAGAGGAAACACCAAGUGGGCCUACGGGUAACAGCGGUCAGUGUGUUGGUGCACCAGGGAUUCCCGGAUACCCAGGAACCCCAGGAGCCAAAGGAGAACCGGGUCCCAGAGGUGAGCGAGGACCCCCUGGUCUUGUUGGAGCCCCGGGCAAUAUUGGUUUCCCUGGUGCGCAAGGACCCCCUGGCCUGACUGGUCAACAAGGUCAGAGAGGCACAGAUGGACUUCCAGGACAGAAAGGUGAACAGGGUUCAGCAGGAAAUCCUGGCUAUCCUGGAACUAUGGGACCACCUGGACUCCCUGGACUUAAAGGAGAGCGUGGCAAUCCAGGCACUGUGGGACAGAAAGGAGAAUCAGGCCCACCGGGAUCUCCGGGUUAUCAAGGACCGGUUGGACCAGCAGGUCCUAAAGGGGAAGGUGGAACGUUGGGACCCGUUGGACCAAAGGGAGAUCAGGGCUUCCAAGGAACCCAAGGAUUCCCAGGACAACCGGGUCCUCCAGGUUUUCCGGGAAAAGCAGGUCCUCCGGGCCCACCAGGACCACAGGCUGAGAAAGGUACUGCUGGAGUUCAGGGCUCACAGGGACCCACAGGUCCCCCAGGAUCACCCGGAUCCCCAGGCAUGCCUGGACCACCUGGAAUGGAAGGACUAGAUGGCAAAGAUGGAAAACCAGGUUUAAGGGGUGAACCAGGACCAGCUGGCCCUGUCGGACCCAGGGGAAUACCGGGUUUCAAGGGCAUCAAAGGGCACACAGGUCUCCCAGGAAUGAAAGGAGAUAGAGGACCUCAGGGACCAGCUGGAGCAACAGGAAGGCCUGGUCUAGAGGGUGAUCCUGGUUCUCCUGGACCUCAAGGACCACCUGGAGCUCCAGGACAUAUGGGUGCUGCCGGAUCUUCAGGGCCACCGGGACCAGUUGGGGCACCUGGAGUGGGCAUUAAGGGAGAAAAGGGUGAGGCGGGAGAGAGAGGACAGGCUGGAUUACCUGGCCCACCAGGGAUGCCAGGUCAUCCAGGGCAGAUGGGUGAACCAGGAAGUGAUGGAGCGGCGGGUAAAGACGGAGCCCCAGGCCUGCCAGGAGAACCCGGUCUUCAGGGACCGAAGGGUGAAUCAGGGGCCGCAGGGCAAAGGGGACCUCCGGGAGAGCGUGGACGUCCUGGCCCACCAGGCGGAGGCGGAGGCUUUGCUUUUGGCUCCAAAGGACCAGAAGGGAUCAUAGGACCAGCCGGACCCCGUGGCGAAAGAGGAAGCCCCGGUUCACCUGGACCAGCUGGUACCCCCGGAACACCAGGAAUCCCAGGGAAUGAUGCUGUUGUAAACUAUGAUGAAUUAAAAUCCUUCAUCAGACAGCAGGUCAUAAAGAUCUUUGACGAGCGCAUGGGCUACUACAUGUCACGAAUGCAGAUGCCUGUGGAGAUGGUUUCAUCCCCUGGCCGACCAGGACCCCCAGGGAAAGAUGGAAAUCCAGGUAUCCAAGGUCCCCCGGGGAUGCCAGGCCGCCCUGGGCAGAUCGGCCGUGAAGGAAGGCAGGGACCCAUGGGUCCACCUGGUACCCCUGGUGUAAAGGGAGAGAAAGGAGAUAAGGGUAUGGGAGAGAUGGGAGACAGUGGCCCUCCGGGUGCUCCAGGUGUUCCUGGUCCUCCUGGUUAUGGUAAGAUGGGACCACCAGGUCCUUCAGGUCAGCAGGGCAUCCCCGGAAUUCCUGGACCUCCAGGACCCUCUGGACAGAAGGGAAAAGAUGGCCGUUGUCACCCGUCAGACUGCAUGAGUAUGCCUGUGGAGUACAAUCCCAAGGGCCCGUCUCCCAAAGGUCCCAUGUACUAGAAGAUGGUUUAAGAGAAAUAAAAGAUGGAGGAUGGUACCCCAAGAUUGACAUUCUCACAAUUACCUACCUGUACCUGCUAAGGCUUCUGAGAAGAUCCAUGGAGAACCAAAGGAUUAAUGUGCAUUUCCUUUCCACAUGAUGCAAUGCCAAAACACUGGUUCACCACGAAUGGGGGACAUUUGUAAGUUAUUGUCUGCUGUUGAACCAGUGAAGACAUCCCAAACUCGAGUGCCUUAACCCCUGGAAACUGUCCCAUAAUGCCACGCUUGCAUCAUAAACUGUUUUUAUGCUUUAUUAUUACAGUAAAUAAUAAGACUUUUAGUUCCCUGGA